Pseudoliparis swirei is the source of this 640-nucleotide messenger RNA. RefSeq names its product gastrula zinc finger protein XlCGF57.1-like. NCBI's taxonomy places the organism in Eukaryota, Metazoa, Chordata, Actinopteri, Perciformes, Liparidae. Gene Ontology annotation, cellular component: nucleus. The record is from RefSeq and is a predicted model, not a curated record. Gene Ontology annotation, molecular function: RNA polymerase II cis-regulatory region sequence-specific DNA binding; DNA-binding transcription activator activity, RNA polymerase II-specific. Gene Ontology annotation, biological process: regulation of transcription by RNA polymerase II.
CCCUGAGUCUGCUGCACAUGCCCCGAAAUAUAAGGAAGCUCUUGUAAGUCAUGUGGGAUGUAACACUGGCAACACAUCCAUGCUCAUGAGAAAGAAACCCUUCAGUUGUGAUGAGUGUGGGAAAAGAUUUACACAACAGGGACAUCUGAAGUCACACAUGAGAGUCCACACGGGAGAGAAACCAUUCAGUUGUGAUGCGUGUGGGAACAGAUUUACAGAACAGGGACAUCUGAAGAGACACAUGAGAGUCCACACAGGAGAGAAACCAUUCAGUUGUGAUGUGUGUGGGAAAAGGUUUGCACGUCAGGGACAUCUGAAGAGACACAUGAGAGUCCACACAGGAGAGAAACCAUUCAGUUGUGAUGAGUGUGGGAAAAGAUUUACAGAACAGGGAAAUCUGAAGAGACACAUGAGAGUCCACACAGGAGAGAAACCAUUCAGUUGUGAUGAGUGUGGGAAAAGAUUUACAGAACAGGGAAAUCUGAGGACACACAUGAGAGUCCACACAGGAGAGAAACCAUUCAGUUGUGAUGCGUGUGGGAAAAGAUUUACAGAACAGGGACAUCUGAAGUCACACAUGAGAGUCCACACAGGAGAGAAAUCAUUCAGUUGUGACGAUGGGAAAAGAUUUACAGAACAG